CGUCAAAGCAGAAAAGAAGAAAGACGAGCGAGCGAGCAAACUGACGGAACGAACGAGAGUCUUUGCAUGGCGUUUUUUUUGUUCGGUUGGUGUAAUUUGUUAAUGGACAAAACACGAGUUUUUCGCACCGAAUUACUUCCAACUAGCUUUAAUUUUGUGUGCUACUAGUUGCUGUAGAUGGUGAAGUGCUAGAUCGUAGUGAUAGCUCAAACGUUUCCCGAAAAUUUUUGGCAAAUUUGUGUUCCCCGUGCAAUCUGUUUUCGUGUGCUCUUUGAAAAUUCCUCUGAAAAGGUGGAGCUCGCCCAAAGAUAGGGGAGUUGGGAAGGCAGUGAAGGAAAAGAAAAAAGUUUGUGAAUAGAAGUUAUUUCAGUGGAAAAGAAGUUGUGAAAAGUGACUAACGGGCUUACAAUAUCGGAAACAAGGUCGUCAAGCUGGAACGGCACAAAACAAAACCAGAUAAAACUCAACAGCAGAGCCACGGUUCCUCCUGGGGCAAUCUGUCCACGUUGAGCGGAUCCGGAUCUGGAACGGGUCCCACCGGAAGGGAUCAGCGCGCAUCGCCACCAGUACCGGAUACCAGUUGCUCCUCGACGGCCGUCGCCGAGGACAAGAAGAAAAAGAUGAACGGUCUCAGCUUCAGUGAGCUGUGCUGUCUCUUCUGCUGUCCACCAUGUCCCGGACGGAUAGCCUCGAAGUUGGCCUUCCUGCCCCCAGAACCUAGCUACGAUCUGAAAGCGGACGAUGCUGCCAACAGUAAAUUCACCCUGAGUCUACUGGAUCGGGCCGAUUGGCAGUACGGCGAUCGGGAGAAGGAAUGCUUCGAAGCCUUCUUCGCCAGAUCGUCCCGGGGGAACCGGAUUGCCUGCCUCUUUGUUAAAUGCAGCACUAACGCUAGGUUCACACUACUGUUCUCCCAUGGAAAUGCUGUGGAUCUGGGCCAGAUGACCAGUUUCUUCAUCGGGCUAGGCCAGCGGAUAAAUUGCAAUAUAUUCAGUUACGACUAUUCCGGCUACGGCAUGAGUACCGGAAAACCUACCGAAAAGAAUCUUUACGCCGACAUCGAUGCGGCAUGGCACGCCCUCAGGACUCGAUACGGCAUCAGUCCGGAAAAUAUUAUCCUGUACGGACAAAGUAUAGGCACGGUUCCGACCGUAGAUCUGGCCAGCCGCUACGAGGUGGGAGCCGUUAUCCUGCAUUCACCGUUAAUGUCCGGCAUGCGAGUAGCCUUCCCGGCUACCAAGCGAACAUGGUUCUUCGAUGCAUUCCCUAGUAUCGACAAAGUUCCCAAGGUAACGUCACCGGUGCUGGUGAUACACGGCACCGAGGAUGAGGUGAUAGACUUUUCCCAUGGCAUGACAAUCUACGAAAAGUGCCCCCGGGCCGUUGAGCCACUGUGGGUGGAGGGUGCCGGUCACAACGAUGUUGAAAUGUACAGCCAGUACCUUGAACGGCUGAAGCAGUUCGUCUCGGUCGAGCUGGUCAACUGACAAAAGUUGAAUAAGGGCGGUGGCGCCGGGGCCACAGGCGGUGGUGGUGGUAGUGUUGGUGGAAGUGGUGCCGGUAGUGGCAAACGUGGCAAAGGUGUUGGCUCCGAGGGGGAAGAUGCCGGCGGUGAAAAGAGUCGGAAUGAUAAAGACAAAACGGAGCGAGCUGGUAAAAGCACCACCGACGAAACCCUGGAAGAAGAUGACGAAGAUC
This is a messenger RNA of Uranotaenia lowii, 1698 nucleotides long. Its product is annotated as alpha/beta hydrolase domain-containing protein 17B-like. Gene Ontology annotation, biological process: protein depalmitoylation. Gene Ontology annotation, cellular component: plasma membrane; endosome membrane. Bases 621 to 1487 code for a protein of 288 amino acids. Gene Ontology annotation, molecular function: palmitoyl-(protein) hydrolase activity. The transcript has 3 exons. NCBI's taxonomy places the organism in Eukaryota, Metazoa, Arthropoda, Insecta, Diptera, Culicidae. The record is from RefSeq and is a predicted model, not a curated record.